Molecule: messenger RNA, 2120 nt
Organism: Rubroshorea leprosula
Lineage: Eukaryota; Viridiplantae; Streptophyta; Magnoliopsida; Malvales; Dipterocarpaceae
Source: the annotation of a GenBank genome assembly
AUUGAUCUUUCUUUACAUUUUCCUUUCCCUCACUUUCCCUCCUACUCCCGGAAAACAAGAAAACAAUGUCUGGAAUGAACGGUGUAGACAGUACCAACAGAGACCCACUGGACGGUCCUGAUCAACCCAAAACUUCCUCCCGAUAUUCGGGAGACUUACCUUCUUUAUUAUCUUCUUGUUAUCCCAUAACUCUCAAGUUUAUUGACAUAUGUUACCGAGUGAAGAUGAAGAACAACGGAGAAGGCAAUAUCAAGAGUUGGUUCACUCAUGGGCCCACCUCGUCCGAUCAAGGAUCGACGGCCGUGAUACAAGAAAGAACGAUCCUAAACAAUGUAACGGGUAUGGUGUCACCGGGGGAAAUCUUAGCCGUCCUUGGCCCUUCGGGGAGUGGGAAAUCGACGCUUUUGAAUGUUCUGGCGGGAAGGAUGCAUGGACGCGGCUGUACUGGAACAGUCCUUGCCAACAACAAAAAACCCACUAAACAGACGGCAAGACGUACCGGAUUUGUCCCGCAGGACGACGUUCUGUACCCACACCUCACCGUCCGGGAAACGCUGGUUUUCUGCUCCCUCCUCCGCCUUCCCAACACUCUGUCUAGGAAGGAGAAGGCGUCGGUCGCUGAGUCGGUGAUAUCGGAAUUGGGUUUAACGAAAUGCGAGAACACCAUUAUCGGAAACAGCUUUACCAGGGGCGUUUCGGGGGGAGAAAGGAAGAGGGUCGGCAUAGCCCACGAGAUGCUGAUAAAUCCUAGUUUGUUGAUUCUUGACGAACCCACUUCGGGUUUAGAUUCCACGGCCGCGCACCGGUUGGUUUCGACUUUGGGAAGCUUGGCUCAGAAGGGGAAAACCAUCGUGACGUCCAUGCACCAGCCGUCGAGCCAGGUUUACCAGAUGUUUAGCUCGGUGCUGGUGAUGAGCGAAGGGAGGAGCUUGUACUUUGGGAAAGGUAGUGAAGCUAUGGUUUUCUUCGAAUCGGUUGGUUUCUCGCCGUCUUUCCCCAUGAAUCCUGCGGAUUUCCUCCUUGAUCUCGCCAACGGAGUAUGCCAUCAGGACAGUGUCAGCGAAAAAGAGAAGCCGAACGUGAAACAAUCCCUCUUUGACUCCUACAACACAAUGUUGGCUCCAAAAGUAAAAGCCGCCUGCAUGGAUACAACCCCCAUUUCUUCCAAGUACUUGCAUUUCUUUGGGAGCCAUUCUUCCAGAAAAGAACAAAGAAACAGAUGCAACAUCUUCAGCCUUUCCACCUGGUUCUACCAAUUCAGCAUCCUCUUCCAGAGAAGCCUCAAAGAACGAAAGUAUGAGUCCUUUGACGCCCUUAGAGUCUUCCAAGUGAUCACUGCAGCACUCCUUUCCGGCUUAAUGUGGUGGCACUCCGAUUUUGUGGACAUUCAGGACCGUCUUGGCCUCCUUUUCUUCAUUACCAUCUUCUGGGGAGUUCUACCAUCCUUCAAUGCAGUCUUUGCAUUCCCUCAAGAACGAGCCAUCUUCAUGAAAGAACGUGCUUCAGGGAUGUACACACUGUCUUCGUAUUUCAUGGCACGAAUUGUUGGAGACAUGCCUAUGGAGCUGAUCCUCCCCACGGUUUUCCUAACCAUGGCCUACUGGAUGGCUGGACUGAAACCUGACCUUAUUUCGUUCCUCCUCACUCUCCUCGUUCUCCUUGGAUAUGUCCUCAUUUCUCAAGGGCUCGGGCUAGCAUUAGGUGCAGCAAUAAUGGAUGCCAAACAGGCUUCCACCAUAGUCACCGUGACAAUGCUAGCCUUCGUGCUCACUGGAGGUUUUUACGUGCACAAGGUACCUUCCUGUAUGGUCUGGAUCAGGUACCUUUCUACUACAUUUUAUACAUACAGACUGCUUAUUGAUGUCCAGUACGGUAGGGGUCAGAAAAUCUUUAGUAUUUUGGGGUGUUCGCGCUAUGGGCGGGAUGGGGCGAGUUGCAAGCUGAUUGAGCAAGACAUUGCAGGGCAAAUUAGCCCAGGGUUGAGUGUUGGUGUCAUGAUUUUGAUGUUUGCUGGAUAUAGAUUAUUGGCUUACCUUGCUUUAAGGCGCAUCAAAGCUUGAACCUUUUGUAUUAACCUUGUAGAUUCGUGCUAAUUAAUCAUAUAAACAAGAUUCAUUGUU